AUGCCUUCGCUCUUUCAACUCAUCAGACUCUCGCUCUACGGCGCUGUCUUGCUCGCAACGUUAAUAUGUUUGGCCAUGGCCGGACACUUCCAGGGUGUAUUGGCAUCUUCCGAUCUCACUAAAUUCGUACCAUUUGCCCUGUUCGUGUGCUCAGUCGGUCUUGUGUUCACCUUGGUCCUACUUGGGGCAGCAGUGUUUCUCCGCGAACGAAGCCCAAUUUCAACCAGACUCGAGCUUUCAGCGUUAGGAUUCAAUGGAAUUCUUUGGCUGGCUCUGGGAAUCUUUUUGGCUACUUCGGACUCACAGACCGCGGAUGUAGAGUGCUUUGCGUCUGAGUCGUCGACUCAAGUGCUCGAUGAGUCGGCUUCCGAAUUUCAAACCGACCAAUUUCAUGCCAUGUACCAUGUCCUUACGGCCUUUUCACUGAUCAAUGCUGUUCUGACGUUGUUUGCAUUUAUUGCCCUAUUAUCAUUCGCCCUGCGCUGCCACAUCAAUGGAGACACCCACAUGUGGUACGGCCCAGUAACGGCCGGGAUGUUCAACAACUACAGUAAACCGACCAAGUCUUCCUCUCACCGUCGGGCGUCAUCCAAACCGAUUCUUCCUACCACCGCCUUUACAGAGAAACCCACUAAGCGCAGCGCUUCCAAACACCGACCCAACCAUUCCUCCAGCCGUAGGGCCCAGAGAUCUCAUUCAGCCGCCGAUCGCUACACGCGACGAGGCGGUGGAGGUGGCUCUGGACAGUCAUCUCUUAUUGGCUCCAAUGAGUUUGAUCAAGGAGGAAUGGUGAACCCGAAUCGACGUCCCUCCCGGUAA
Mycena indigotica is the source of this 819-nucleotide messenger RNA. RefSeq names its product UBIQUITIN-CONJUGAT-2 domain-containing protein. NCBI's taxonomy places the organism in Eukaryota, Fungi, Basidiomycota, Agaricomycetes, Agaricales, Mycenaceae. The coding region runs from base 1 to 819 and encodes 272 amino acids. The transcript is spliced from 7 exons. The record is from RefSeq and is a predicted model, not a curated record.